CGGUUCGGGCCUUGGCAUUGAUGGAGACGGUGCAGUUUGGCGGUUUUCGUGAGUGGUCCAACGGUGCGCACCGUGCUCGAGCUGGCAGGCCGGUGUUGCUCGUCUCAGUGAGCGGCCUCGCGUCCUGCUAUGCACUUGCCAGCGUAGACGGGGAUUUCGACCGUACCUUAGGCCAAGACAAAGCCGCCCCGGUUGCAGGCAAGUUCGCCCCCCCUCCACGCAAAUCCGGAGCUUACCUGCUUGGAUGGAGCGGACAUGGUAUCGUAUUCGAUCUCGGUGCGUUUGGCUUUUUUCUUAUCUUAUCGCCUCAUUGCCAAGUUUUCAUGUCUACUUGUUCAGACAUGACUUAUGUGUAAAUAUCGGCGGCGUUCAUCGCUCGCCUUUUUGCUCACCUCGACACAGCCCCAUCCCCCCUUCCUCCGACAUUGUCACUUCCACCGGUCAAUAUUGGUGCGAUGCAAGUUAGCAGUAUUCAUCUCACCUCUUUUCUCGCACCACGCACCAACCCCCAUCCUGUCGUUUCGGCUCCAUGCAUCUUCGGUGGCUCUCGCUAGGCAGGACCCCCCUGAUGAACUCUGCCUCGGAUUUUUCCGGCUUGUUCCUGCAAUCAAGGAUUUUACCUUGCUUGCAAGGUCACUUUCCAGCCUGGUAUUCCUUAGCGUUUUUCCCACCCUCUUUAUAUUGUUUGCUUUUUCCCACCACUCACCGCCUCUCGACUCUCGCACGUGUGCUUUUCUCCAGCAUUAUUACUCCUCCUGCACCUUGGACAACCACCAUGUGGGCCCUUAUAGGGGGGACCUCAGGACGUUUGCAUGGGGCCUAAAAGGCCUUUUUCACUAUAAACGUCCUAGGACAUCCUGGCCAUUCAGUUUCAUUCAUUUGUUGCAAAUGUCCUCAGAUGUCCUAAUUCAGUUUGAUUCAAUGGUUGCAAAUUGUCCCGGAAUGCCAUACUCGUCCAUCCCAUGGUCUGUGCACAUGCUGACCACUGUCUAGAGGGAUGUCAACACUGUUUCCCAUGGUCUGAACACACUUUACAUAGUUGAAUAGCCCCUUUGAAUAGCUU
Messenger RNA from Cantharellus anzutake, 1063 nucleotides. RefSeq lists its product as uncharacterized. The record is from RefSeq and is a predicted model, not a curated record. NCBI's taxonomy places the organism in Eukaryota, Fungi, Basidiomycota, Agaricomycetes, Cantharellales, Hydnaceae. Bases 349 to 993 code for a protein of 214 amino acids. The transcript has a single exon.